AUGGUUGUCUGUGAUGUGACCCUCAAGGAACCACCCCAGAAGGUGCCAGCAGUCCCAGGGCAAAAUCUCAAAUGCUCUUUCUCCCUCUUCUUCAAGGUGAGAGUGUGGCGUUACCUGAAAGGCAAAGACAUCGUCACCCACGAGAUCCUCCUGGAUGGUGGGAACAAAGUGGUCAUCGGCGGCUUCGGGGACCCCUUAAUCUGUGACAACCAAGUGUCAACCGGGGACACACGGAUUUUCUUUGUCAACCCUGCCCCGCAGUACAUGUGGCCUGCCCACCGCAACGAGCUGAUGCUCAACUCCAGCCUGAUGCGGAUCACACUGCGCAACCUGGAGGAGGUGGAGCACUGCGUGGAAGGUGAGGCUCUGCUGCAACCCUCAAACGAUGGGCCACGGUGCUGCUGGAGGCCACGUGGAUUGGCUGUUCUUGUUGAAUCAUAGAAUCGCUGGGUUGGAAGGGACCCUUAAAGGUCAUUGGGUCCAACUCGUUGCCUUUGGGGUGGUGUGUGGUGUUGGCCUUGUUGCCAGAAGUGGUGCAGCCAAGCAAGGUUGAUUCACGUUGGUUUUGCUCCAGAUUGAAUGUAGGUUCUUGGUGCCCUUUGCAAAGGGAUGUGAGGAGCCAGCUGAGUUCUCCUGGGGCUGAAGCAAGGUCUCCUUGCUGCUCCAUCGUGAAGCCAAGCUGAGCAAUCAGGGGCAUGAGUUGUGCUUUGGUAUUGUUGCGGUGUGGAAUAAGGCUUCCACGGAGAGGGCAUGCCCAACAACAUGAAAGCACUUCUGCAACAUCUCAUCUACUGGCUUCUCCCUUCCUCUCCUUGUGCUCGUCCUGUUCCAGCAAUGAGCUCCGGGCUUGGGGGGAACACAGUGCCCCAAAAGCCCUUCGGGGUCCGAGCACGUCCUGCGAGCAGAUGAGUAAACAAGGGAAGGAAUGCAGGAAUUCUGCACGGACAACAAAUAAACACAGGCGGUCUCCCUCCUCCUCUCGGGAUGUGCAGAGCAGAGGCCAUAACCCCUUCCUCCAGCUGUGAAUGCACACAGAGGUGAACGACCGAGCUGGGGCUGGGAAGGAGCUGUUUCAGCAGAGGGGCUCCAAGAGGCGCUGGCUCAAGUGGCUUUCGCAAGAGGUUGAUAUGCUGGAGGCUUUCUAGCUAGGGAUGUGUUUAGUAUUGCACUUGAAAGGCAUCAGCUCUAGUGCAGGGGUUGGGAGGGGAAAGAAGAGCGUGUG
This is a messenger RNA of Meleagris gallopavo (turkey), 1222 nucleotides long. NCBI's taxonomy places the organism in Eukaryota, Metazoa, Chordata, Aves, Galliformes, Phasianidae. The record is from RefSeq and is a predicted model, not a curated record.